Etheostoma cragini (Arkansas darter) is the source of this 1091-nucleotide messenger RNA. It is a transcript of the gene haus7, whose product is annotated as HAUS augmin-like complex, subunit 7. The transcript has 9 exons. NCBI's taxonomy places the organism in Eukaryota, Metazoa, Chordata, Actinopteri, Perciformes, Percidae. Gene Ontology annotation, molecular function: microtubule minus-end binding. The coding region runs from base 29 to 1024 and encodes 331 amino acids. Gene Ontology annotation, biological process: spindle assembly; centrosome cycle. The record is from RefSeq and is a predicted model, not a curated record. Gene Ontology annotation, cellular component: HAUS complex.
AGAAGAAGAAGAGCGACGUGCUUGGCAAAUGGCGGGUGCUUUGAAAGAACAACAACUUGUGCGACAUGUUUAUGCUGCCUUGCAGGCUGCGUCCUGUCCCUUGGUGGAAGGUCUGUACCUACAGGAAGCAGACAGCAUGCUGCAGCUGCUGUGUACUCCCUCUCAGCACCGCACCGACAUACUGGCAUGGAUCUGCAGCAGUAUCAACCCAAACUUUGCCAAUUCCAAGACCACAGCAGUGGGAUUCAAAGGCCCAGAUGUUUUGACCAAAGAAAUGGCUGUCCUCGGGCAGGAGCUGAUGCUGUGCAAAGCAGAUGAUCUGGACCUGAUCAGGGGUGAUGUGAGUCCUUACUUACAGCUUCGGUUCCUCGAGCAGCUUUUAACUUUGAUACCAGGCUGCAAGCAGACCGCUGUGCACAGGGCGGAUCAAGAGAUGCUGCUGAACGAGCUCUACGCCGCGGAGAAUCUGCCUCACCUCACACAAAUGCUGAAACCCACACUCGACCCCUGGCCUGCACACAUCAAGGCUUUACACAAGGCCACCAAGUCCUCCUCUAAGCCCAGUAGAGAGGGGGGUGCUGACGUUGCCACCCUUCUACAGCUGACUCAGUCCACACUGGAGCAGCUACAGUCAGAGUGUGAAUUCCUGAGCAGUGAGGCUCAGAGCCCCGGCGUCCUCUCUCCGAGCUCGUUGCGUGUGGCGGCCUGCGACCUCCAGGUGUUGAUGACUACUUUCAGCCAUGUUUUUGAAACGGACAUGAGAUCUUACUGCAGCAGAGAUCCCCCCCGCUUCAGCACAGAGACCGAUGCCUUCCAGAGAAUACACCAACUACUGCUGGCCUUCAUCACGGAGAUGGAAAUGCUGAAGGAAGUAUCCGAAGCUGCAGUAUCCAUGAAAGAGGACGUCAACCAGCUGCAAACACAGCCUUGCUACUGGAGCCGAGGAGAUAAGCGUAACUUACCCGACCAAUUGAAGGAACUUACACGCCGAAUAAGAGACUUUUCCUCCCUUCUUAAUUCCUGAUGGCAUCCUUGACACCUCGCAGUGCGCACGCACGCGCACACACACACACACACACACACACACACUC